AUGAGAGUAUUUCAGAAGAUAAAAAUGAAUUAGCAUUAUUAAAAGCGUUCCAGUCUGCAGAUGCAAUUAUUCCAACGUUACCGACCGAAUUGCCAAUUUUCCCUAAAGAUAAACUUACAACAUCACCAUCAAAAAAAGCUUAG
Messenger RNA from Racocetra persica, 143 nucleotides. The record is from the annotation of a GenBank genome assembly. Lineage: Eukaryota; Fungi; Glomeromycota; Glomeromycetes; Diversisporales; Gigasporaceae.